Molecule: messenger RNA, 7839 nt
Organism: Ceratitis capitata (Mediterranean fruit fly)
Lineage: Eukaryota; Metazoa; Arthropoda; Insecta; Diptera; Tephritidae
Gene: Kdm5
Product: lysine-specific demethylase lid
Exons: 4
Coding region: 609-6068 (1819 amino acids)
Biological process (GO): chromatin remodeling
Cellular component (GO): nucleus
Molecular function (GO): histone demethylase activity; DNA binding
Source: RefSeq, a predicted model, not a curated record
ACAAAGCGCCAUUAUAACCAACGUGAAAUAAGCCACGAGGUUUAAAAAUAGGCAGUGUUUAAAGAAAGAGCCGGUCUCUAAGAUACCACGGUGUGUACGUAGCGUAGGUAUAAAUAAAAAAUAGCGACAUUUAUUAGAGAUACGAAUUAAAUAUAGUUAAUCGAUAAUUUCGAUGUUUGAUUAUUACCUCACAAAUUGGGGAAUAAAGUUAACGAGAAAAGUCGGUUGUUGGUGUGGGUAAUUGUGCUCUCGUUGAGUUUCACUGUUCGUUUGUACAAUAUGUCUGAUUCGCCUUUUACCAAUAGUGUUCGUGUUUAUCGUUUGAUAAAGCGAAAAUUUAUUCUGCGCCUCAAGAAAAAUGUAUUUUUACAUUACGGAUAAAUUGGAAAUAGAAAGAAAUAGUUUUUCUAACUAUUCAAUGUGAAUAUAUAAAGAACAUACUUUUUAAAAACUGAAAUAAAAUAUAGUCCAUUGUCGAACGAACAUUGUGCUAUUGUGACAUCAGGAAGUUUUAACAGAAUACAAAGUUUAUUACUUCGUUAUUAACUUCAAAGAGGAAAAUACCCUGCAUAUUAGAAACUAAUUUUUCUUAAAAUUUUUUGAAAGUAAUGGCGAGCAAGGGUACCACAGUGGAUGUUUCGGCCGCAUCUACUUCGGCAGGUGGUACAAGUGGAAAUACCACCCCAGCACGUCGUCUGCGUACGCGAACUUCAACGGGAGGAAAUGUGAGCGGUGGUGAUUCUGGUAAAAAGAAUAAUAGUAAUAACAGUAACGCGACGGAACGCUAUGUGAAUUCGUCAGACUCAAAUAAAAAUAACGGAGGCGGAACUAAUAAUGCUGUUACCGCAACUUUGGGCGCAGGUGGUACUUCAGUUGAUGAGAAGCAAAGUACUAACAACAGUUUAAAUGCAGCUAAUGGAUCAGGCAAAAAAUAUCACAAUAGUUGUCCUCACCCAACAAAUGAACGCGGCAGGGGUAAACCGUUAACACAUUUACAACCACACAGCUCUAGUACAUUUAAUUUAAAUAAAACCGAAGAAUUUCAUUUCGAUACUCCUGUGGAAUGUCCUGUUUUCCGUCCUACACAGGACGAAUUUAAGAAUCCACUGGCUUAUAUAAGCAAGAUAAGACCCAUUGCCGAGAAAUGUGGUAUAGCAAAAAUUUUGCCACCCGAAUCAUGGUCACCACCAUUUGCCGUAGAUGUAGAUAAAUUAAAAUUCACACCACGCGUACAACGUCUUAAUGAAUUGGAAGCAAAGACACGCGUGAAGCUUAAUUUCUUAGAUCAAAUUGCCAAGUUUUGGGAACUUCAAGGUUCUUCAUUAAAAAUCCCAAUGGUAGAACGUAAAGCUUUGGAUCUGUAUACAUUACACCGUGUUGUCCAAGAGGAAGGAGGCAUGGAACAAACUACAAAGGAACGCAAAUGGGCAAAGGUAGCAAAUCGUAUGAUGUAUCCAUCGAGCAAAAGUGUCGGCGCUACAUUGAAAUCACAUUAUGAACGUAUCCUUCAUCCAUUUGAAGUUUAUACUUCCGGUAAAGUGUUAGGAGCUGGCACAAGCACAAGCACCAGUCUAGAUGCCGUGAAAUUGGAAGAUGGUACGGAUUAUAAAACACAUGAAAUUCCAACACGGCAACAAAUUACGCCGCCUAAUGAAAACAAUGCUCGUCGAUCGAAGCGAUUUGCAAAUUCCAGUGCCAAUUGUGGUCUGGGUAAUACACCAACACGCUGCAAUGUAAAAACCGAAUCAAAGGAAGAUUGCAAGCGAGAUCUUUUGAAUAGUUUUAAUGUAUCCGGUUCUUCAACAUCUUCAACAGCGACCCGUGUCCAAGGUGGAGGAACUGGCUCAGUAAACUCAUCGGCUCAAAAGAAAGCACCGGAUCCUCAAAUAGUUGAUCCCUUGAUGAAAUAUAUUUGUCACAUCUGUAAUCGAGGUGAUGUAGAGGAAUCGAUGCUAUUAUGCGAUGGAUGUGAUGACAGUUACCACACAUUUUGCUUGUUACCGCCGUUGUCAAGCAUUCCAAAAGGGGAAUGGCUUUGCCCACGUUGUGUUGUGGAGGAGGUAAGCAAGCCUACUGAAGCCUUUGGCUUCGAGCAAGCAGAACGAGAAUAUACAUUGCAACAAUUUGGACAAAUGGCGGACCAGUUUAAAAUGGACUACUUUCGUAAACCAGUGCAUCUAGUACCUACCCAUUUGGUGGAGCGAGAGUUUUGGCGUAUUGUCUCUUCAAUUGACGAAGAUGUCACUGUGGAAUAUGGGGCUGAUUUGCAUACCAUGGAUCAUGGUUCGGGUUUUCCGACAAAAAGCUCUUUAUAUUUACUUCCCGGCGAUCAAGAGUAUGCUGAAUCUAGUUGGAAUUUGAAUAAUUUACCCUUGCUGGAAGAUUCCAUUUUGGGUCAUAUUAAUGCUGAUAUAAGUGGUAUGAAUGCACCAUGGAUGUAUGUUGGUAUGUGCUUUGCAGCCUUCUGUUGGCAUAAUGAAGACCACUGGAGCUACUCAAUUAAUUACUUGCACUGGGGCGAACCGAAAACUUGGUACGGUGUACCCGGCUUAUGUGCUGAACAAUUUGAAGAGACAAUGAAGCAGGCAGCACCCGAACUCUUUGCCUCUCAACCCGAUUUAUUACAUCAAUUGGUUACUAUAAUGAAUCCCAAUAUACUAAUGAAUAAUGGUGUACCCGUUUAUCGAACGGAUCAGAAUGCGGGUGAAUUUGUCAUCACAUUCCCGCGCGCAUAUCAUGCUGGCUUCAAUCAGGGUUACAACUUUGCUGAAGCGGUAAAUUUUGCUCCCGCUGAUUGGCUAAAAAUGGGCAGAGAAUGUGUUAAUCAUUAUUCGAUGCUACGCAGAUUUUGCGUAUUUUCUCACGACGAGCUUGUAUGUAAAAUGGCACUGGAGCCAGCUAAAUUGACCUUUGGUAUUGCUACAGCGUGUUAUAUUGACAUGGCAGAAAUGGUAGAUUCCGAGAAGAAAUUACGUAAAUCCUUACUCGAAUGGGGUGUGACACGCGCCGAACGAAAAGCAUUCGAACUGGUGCCAGAUGAUGAACGACAUUGUCAAGAAUGCAAUACCACAUGCUUUUUAUCAGCCGUCUCAUGUGAAUGUACUAAAUCGAUCGUUUGUCUACGCCACUAUACAGUGCUAUGUGAUUGCCUUUCUGAAAAGCAUACACUUUUAUAUAGGUAUACACUUGACGAAAUGCCACUAAUGUUGCAAAAACUAAAGGCCAAGGCGCAGAGCUUUGAACGGUGGUUGUCACGCUGCCGCGAUAUAGUCGAUGAAAACACAACCACUUCUGCACCGUUAUCGGAAUUACUAGAUUUAUGUAAGGAAGCGGAAGUGAAAAAAUUUCCAUCAUCACUAUUAAUAGAUCGUCUACACAACGCCAUUGGUGAAGCUGAGAAAUGCGUAACUGUAAUCCAGCAAUUGGGUAUAAACAAGGUACGCACACGAUCUGAUAAUAACCAGGAGGCAGCCCAGUACAAACUUACAAUGGAAGAAUUGGAAUUAUUUGUACAAGAAAUUAAUAAUUUAUGUUGCAUUAUAGAGGAAGGUACAUCUGUGCGAGAGCUUCUCGUGCUUGGUAAGCAAUUUUCGGAGCGAGCAAACACAUUGUUGGAUCGUGCAAUUGACUGUUUGGAAGAGCCUGAAAUAGAACAGUUAAUUAAUGAGGGUAAUUCACUUCGAAUCGAAUUGCCACAGAUUAAUCAAUUGUACAUGCGUCAGAAGCAAAUCAAGUGGUACAAACGUUCCCAAGGUAUGCGCAACGGCAGCACUAAGUUGACAUAUAGUGACAUAAAGAAUUUGCUCACCAGCGCGGCAGCCGAAGUGGAUCCAACUGAUCCGAUUAUCGAUAAAGAAAUGCGAAAAUUACAAGAGAUCGGUGCGGCAAUUGAAGCCUGGGAGAAGCAAGCAACACGUUAUUUUCAUUGUACUACACAACAGCACGAGUUGGCCGAUAUUGAGCAUUUUCUUAAAACAGCAUCGGAAAUAGAUGGCCAGGUGCCGUCAUAUGUAACACUUAAGGAUGCAUUGCGUAAAGCUAAAGAUUGGUUGCAGUCGGUUGAACAGUUACAGACCAAUGACCACUUUCCAUACUGUCAUACCCUCGAAGCCAUUGUGCAGCGUGGCAAGAAUAUACCGAUUCAAUUGGAAGAGCUGAAACGGAUGCAGGGUCAUUUAAAUAGUGCACACGAGUGGAAGGACAACACCGCUCGUGUCUUUUUAAAGAAACAAACAUUUUACACCUUGCUCGAGGUCCUAAUGCCACGUUCCGAACCCGUGGUUAUUGACUCCGAAUCAAAACAACAAUUUCAAGAUGACUUUGUAAAGGAAAUGAAUCCUGCACAAAUUGUCGAUUCUUUCAAGAAAGCUGAAGAUAAAGAAUUGCGCGAUAUGCGUGAACUUAGACGGCAAAAUAUGUUGAAGAACCCACUCAAGGAUAUCUAUUGCUUGUGUAAAACACCGUUUCAAGGUGUAAUGUUUAAUUGUCAACUUUGUCGCGAUUGGUUUCAUGAGGAUUGCGUUCCACAGUCCAAUUUAACCACUGGAAAUAGUUUCAUCUCACGUCCGAAGUGGCUUUGUCCUUCGUGUGUGCGUUCCAAACGACCUCGGCUAGAAAUCAUACUUCCGCUGUUGGUAUCUUUACAGCGUCUACCAAUCCGUUUGCCGGAAGAUGAGGCAUUACGUUGUCUCGCCGAACGCGCUAUGAAUUGGCAAGAUCGAGCUCGUAAAAUUUUAACUAGUCCAGAUGUAACGGCCGCACUCGAGGCAAUAAAAGCUCAGCAAAGGAAACAAAAGCGAAAAGGUGUCUUUGCAAAUGGUUUUUCGGAAGGUAAUAAUUCACGUAGACAACAGCGUCGAAGGAGCAAUCAUAAUUCCAAAGAUAUGAUUUCUGCUGAUAAUCCAGAUAAUAGUAGUGAUGAUGACGAUGAGGAAGGUCGAUUACAUAUUGUUGAGGACACCUACAGCAAUGAUGAGGAAGAAGUUUUUAAUGUAGACGCAGCACUACCGCUUGAGUUGCAAAAGUUAUUGUCCGAUAGCGAAAAAGAAAAUCUAAAUGAACUAAUGAUGGAAGGUGACCUUCUGGAGGUAUCUUUGGAUGAAUCACAGGAGUUAUGGCGUAUUUUGGCAGCUAUUCAACCAAUUGGCGCUGCAGAGGCAACAGCACUUCAAAAACAACAUCAGUUACAACAGAAACAACAAACAAGAUCAAAUGUCAAUUCGGCCGCAGAAGAUUCAAACGAUAGUCUAUUAGUACAAAGCAGCCCUAAUAGCAACAGUGGUAGUUUUAUUAUGCGAACCCCAAGCGGAAAUAUUAAGAAACGUCGUUCGUUAGAACCUCUCAAUAGUAGUUGCCCGCUACCACGUAAAAAGACUGCAACUCCUAAUAAAAACUUUACACCUUCAACUAAAAAGUCCACGCGUAAAUCAACAUCAGACACAACCGGUGGUGGCGGUGGCGGUGGCGGUAAGCAGCAAGCCAAUGACGAUACAUCUGAUAAUAGGCAAGCAAAUGGCAGCAGUAUGAAUAAUUCGAACACUCCAUCGGCACAGAAGCGACGCAAACGUACGGUGGGAGCUAAUACGAGUAACGGCAACACUCUUGUCGGUCAAAAGAAGCCUUCUCAACGAAACCAAACGCCCCAACAGGAAGACGAUGAAGAGGAAUGUCGCGCAGAAAAUUGUCAUAAACCAACCGGGCGUGAAGUGGAUUGGGUACAAUGUGAUGGUGGCUGCAAUGAGUGGUUCCACAUGUUCUGUGUUGGCUUAAAUCGAAAUCAGAUAAAUGCUGAUGAUGAUUACUUCUGUAUACGUUGCUCGAAAACGAUGAAAUCCACGGAAGUGUCAGGCGGUACUAAUAAUAAUGCCAGUAUGUCUGUAAUUGAAACCGGUGCAACAACAACAACAACAACAGCAGCAGCAACAACCACGACGCCCUUUUCCCAUGCUAGUGGAAGUAUUAACAAUAACUCCUCGAGUGCAGGUGGAGGUGGGUUAUCGGCACAGCAGCAACCAACGACAAACACCACUAAUAGCAGCGCAAAGGGUAAAGCACAAAUAGUGCGGUAAAUUAUAAGUAUGUAUGUAUAGUAAUAUAUAUGUAUUAAACAAAAACAAGUAGAUUUCCAUAUUUUUUGCGAAUGUGCUUAUUUGUUUAGGAUUCAGUAAAUGCAAAAAUAAUAAUAAUAUUAAUAAUAAUAAUAAUAAUAAUAAUAAUUUUAUUUGUAGAACGAUUUAAAGACUGCAGCGUUGAAAUUGAGUUUGAUUUCAUAUCUCCAUAAAUAUUUUCAUAACAAUUUCUUUCCGUAAUUAUUAUUUUCAUGUUGGAAAAUGUUAUUUUUAGAAAAUAUGAUUUCGAAAACGGCAUUUAUUAUUUUAAAAAUUUGAUUUUAAACACAUUAAUCAAAAUUGUUCCGUUAUGAUAGUAAAUAUAAAUAUGGACAAAAAAGAACAAUAUGAAAUCACUUCGAAAUAGCUCAAUUUGGAGUAAAAAAUAAUGAUUUUUUUUUCACCCGGUCAAUGUCUUGUAUAUUGUAAUGAUUGUCUUUGAAAUUUGUGUUAAUUUGACGAUAUAAAAGAUCUGUGUUCCAAACGGUUCUUGAUUAGUUGUAUUAAAUAUAUUUAUAAUAUCGCUUCAAAAUUGAAUCAAUCUAUAUAUACUUGCAUAUUUCUUCUGGCGAGCAUAAUAAAUUACGGUUAACGUCUUGUACAUACAUACUACAUACAUGCAUACAUAUGUUAACAUAAACACGUACAUUCUUCUGCCUCUAAGUUAUAGUAUGGCUGGUGUUUAUAGCCCUAACAGACUUAUGAAUACCACACAUUUGUAUAGUAGCACAUGGUUGUCUCUUUAUAAACCAUAAAUAUACCAUUCUAUAAUGUGGUUUAGCGCUAGUUCCUACAUCACGCCUAUGAACGCCCCGUAAAGUCAGGAUACCAUGAAGCCCAACUAAUAUAAAAGCAAUAAGCGUGUCUACUUCUAGGCGCAUCAACUUUUAUUCCUCUUAAUAAUUUUCUAUGCGCCUGUGUCUAUGCAACGCAGGUGGCUGCGUAUAUCUCUGCUCAUCCAUUGCAAUACAUAUGUACAUAUGUACACGAAUACACAUCUGUCACUGGGCUAUUAUUUUGAAAAUUUAGCAUUUUGAGCAGUAUAUAUGCAUAUGUACUAUCAAACAAGUUAUAUGUAUGUAUAUGUAAAAGCAUCCCAACUGUUGCACUUAUACUUCAAUUUUUCAUUAUUUGCUUCUUCCUGCCAUACAUUAAAUUUCGAGAAAAAAAAAUGAAUAAUAAUAAUAAUUUUUUCUUGGCAUUACCUACCAACCACCAUGUACAUUUUGGCAUCAUUGGUUUUGCAUUCAAUGCGAUAUUGCAGUCGAAAAUCUAUAAAUUUACAGUAUAAAAUAUGGAAAAAUUAUCAGGUUAAAUGAAAAAAAAGCAGAAAAAGUUAAAUUUAUAUAAAUUAGUGCAUAAAUAUGUAAUAAAAUAAGUUAUGUUAAGUAUUAGAAUGUACGUAUACAUAUACAUAUAUAUAUAUAUAAUAUCAAUGAGCACUAGUUUAAAUACAAUUAAUCUUCUUAACAUACAUAUAAUCCCGGUAAGUUUUCUUUAAAUAACCUAUUUUGCGUACGUUAGAAACGCAUAUUUUCCAAACAUGUAAGUCGUCGCAUAUCCCACAAACUAUUCCAAAUGUUUGCGAGUGGUGUGAAUGUAAUAAUAUAGCGAUUAAAAUCAAUAGGAAAAUUUAAAACAUUUCUUACGUGAAACCGGUGUGCGCAUUUAUACAAGAAAUGAAUGAAGUUGAAGGUGCGCGCUUUAGUUUGAAAUAAAAAAAAAUAAAAAA